Messenger RNA from Branchiostoma floridae (Florida lancelet), 3708 nucleotides. RefSeq names its product conserved oligomeric Golgi complex subunit 1-like. Gene Ontology annotation, biological process: intra-Golgi vesicle-mediated transport. Lineage: Eukaryota; Metazoa; Chordata; Leptocardii; Amphioxiformes; Branchiostomatidae. Gene Ontology annotation, cellular component: Golgi apparatus; COG complex. The record is from RefSeq and is a predicted model, not a curated record. The transcript is spliced from 28 exons. The coding region runs from base 150 to 2921 and encodes 923 amino acids.
GUCUAGUCCUACCCGAAUGUCAGAUACAUGUGUACUUCGAUUGGGUACAGGACCUGACAUAAGACAUGAUCUUUCCGCUGGUUGGCUGACAGCCUCUAAUCCAGUUAUCGGUUCGUCAGAGGAAAUGAGCUGCAGGUUAUAAGGCAAUCAUGGCGGCAGAGAUGAAACCAGAACACAUUGCAGCAAUGGAUACAAAUAUCUUGUUUCAAAAGUACACCAUCAAUGAAGUAAAGGACACUGAGAAAAGGGUCAGGUCUGACAUUGAAAGGAAGAAAGAAGAUCUGAGGCAAAUGGUUGGGGAGAGGUACCGUGAUCUGAUCGAAGCAGCAGAUACCAUCCGUGAGAUGAAAAACAGUGCAAAUAAUGUUGGACAAGCAGUGUCCAGCAUGGACAAGUAUUGCCAACAACUACAGAAAAAUAAAAAGAAUCAUGCCAGGGAAAAUAUGGAGGCUGCAAAAAAAAAGGAACAUGAUGCUUUCUACAGCAUCGCAGCUGAGAUAAAGCUUCUUUUGGACAUGCCAGAAAAGAUCUGGAGUUCCUUAGAGGCAGAUGAACUUCUGUCUGCGGCCCGACUCUACCUGCUGUCUCGUCACAUCAUGACCAGCCUCCACCUGGACUCCCCCUCACCCCCUCCCUCCACUCAGAGCCUCCUCACCUUCUUCCCCAUCCUGUCCAGACAGUGGUCUUACAUCAGUCACUUCAAGGUGGCCAUUUUAAAGAAUGCAAGAAACAUGUUAAAAAACCCUGAUGCAACUGAAAAGGCAACUGCAGAGGCCCUGUGCUCCAUCAUAUUACUGGAGGACACCUCCCCGAGACAAGUAUUCACUGAGUACCUCCUGGCCAAAACAAAUACAGUCCAACAGUUGUGUCAUCCAGGACAGCAGGGUGGCAGUAUCAAGGCACAUGUGUGUGGUGUAGUGCAGCUGAUUGUGUCCACAGUCAGACAGAUGCAUGCAGUCUUCUAUUCACCUGAAGCUGGCAGUAUCAAGGAACAAGCCUGUGACCAGCUCUUGACCACCCUGGGUAGUGUGAGUGGAGACAGAGCUGCUCCUGUGUACACCCUACUGGAAACUGAGCUGAGAAACAGACCUUUUGCCAAGCACAUACCCUCCAGGAUUGCAGAAUUCUGUCCAUCCUUAAAGACUCUGGCCAACCCAGUAUCCCAGGAACACCUCCAGGCCAGCUGUCAGCAGUGGAUCACUACAUGUGUGGAGACCAUCCACAGAGGAGUUGGGGAGUUACUGGGCUAUGUCAGCACCAUCAAGGGACUGGUGGCCAUCAGAGAUGCAGUCUGGGACAUGUUGGCACAGGAUGGGGCAGGUAUUAAAUGGAGUGAGGUCUGCCAGCAUAUACUCCAUAGAGAUGUUCUGGUCUGGGAGGAGUUUCUCAGGCCUAUCCUCAUCAACAGGUCUCAGGUCAUUAUUGAAAGCCAGUGCAGCAGUACUGCUGAGCUGUCCCUCCAGCUGGUCACUAAUACACUACAGGAACUGGCUCAUAAAACCAACACAGAAAGGACUCUGCUAUCUGAACACAAUGUGGCUGGUUAUGUGUGGACCGAGGUGUCCAGUGACAUGCCGUCCAGGUCAUCCUGGUUCCACAGCAAGACUGGUGAGGAGUUGGGAGGCCUAGCCAUGAAGGCUAAGGCCUUCACACCCAGAGUACAGAGCUUGUGUAAGAAGAUGGACAGCAGGUUGGAGUCCCUGCUGGAGGAUGUGUCCCAGUACACAUCCGUGACCCAGCAUCACCGGGACAUCAGUACUGGAGGGGACAGCUCUACAGACCCCCCUCCUUUUGACAAGUUUGCAGACAACAUACAUCUGGAGAAGUAUCUGCAGAAUGGAUGUACAAGCUGUAUCACCAGAUUGCAAGGAAAAGGUCAGGAUUUCCCCCAUCAACAGCUUGGAGAGUGCUCGUGGGGAACAACACAGUGUUUUCUCCAUGUUAAUCUGCAGAUGCCACCUUUGGAUGAAAAUUCACCUUGGGGGAAACUCAGGAGCCAGCUUUUUGCAACAGCAGACAUAGGACACAGAUUGUGGGCAGAGCACACCUCCGGCUGGUUGGUUGACCAGUUCUCUUCAGCCCUGAAAGACUCCAGCCCUGCUGCCCUGCUCAUGUCUGCUACUAACUGGGAGGAGAUGGAGAUACAGGAGGAGACGGAGGCAGGCAAGUCUGUCCAGUCCAAGAUCAGACUCCCUGCACAGGCAUCUUGGUAUGUCCAGUCCAUGCUGUUUCUUCUCUGUAGGGAGGUCAACAGAGUUGGGGGACAUGCUCUCAGCAGGUCCGUAAUCCAUGAGGUGGUCCAGCAGACCUGUGCUGGGGUGCUGACUGCCUAUGAAGCCCUCCUGCAGGACAGCGCCACCCUGCCGCAGGCCCGUGCAUUGCAGCUGGUGUUUGACCUGAGAUACAUCACCAACAUGCUGUCAGCCAGGGGACCAGACUCGCAGGCAUACCGAGCGCAGGCAGACAGAGUCAUGCGACUGUUGGAGAAGAUAGAGAACCACAUUGACCCAUUUGACCUGGAUGUCUUCACACCUCACCUCAGUAAAGCACUAGACAGGCUGACACAGAGGUGUUCGGUGAUGUUAGGAGUGACGACCAGCCCAGACCGGCACCUGGCAGCAGGCAGACCCCCAGGCAGUACUGGUCAACAGGAACAACACAACGUUCUGCCCCUCCCCCCGCCCAUCCCCAAGUUUACCCUGCUACCUAUCACUAGCAGGACAGACUCCAGCAAGCCCAGACAGACCAUAGAGGUGCCUGUGCCCAAAGUUCAGGUGCUGCCAUCCCUCAGUAGCAGUGGUAGCAGGGAUGUUGAGGAGUCAGGGAGACUGCCCAGGGCAGCCAGCCCCUCAUCUCUAUACUCCAGAAUUGGUGCCUUCAGCACUGGAUGGCUCUCCAACAUAGGGCAAGGGAACAAGUAAAGAGGUAUCCCUGGCAUCAGGUGCUGACCAUGCAGCUGUUGAUCUACAUAAGACAUGUCCAUCUGCAGAGCUGGUCACAUGAUGCAGGAAGCUUCACCCUGUCCAUAGUGCAAGUUGGUAGUCUCUGUUCCAUGUCAGCUCAGUUUUCUGACUGGCCAAGAAAUAGUCAGAACAUACCAGGUAUAUUUGAUGUGGGGGUGUAUCCUGACCUGCUACGAAGGCAUCAAAGAUGAAACCAUCAUUUUCUGUACAGGAACGAAAAACGUCUAAGUGUACAAACUACAUUGUUAGCUAACCUCCAACAAACAAAUGUAUCCAAAAUUGAAUAACAUAACUUCAGGAAUGAAAUAGAAUUGGCAAUGUGUGCAUGUAUUCCUGAGUCACAUUAUGUUAAACUUAAAUGUUAUGAAUAUGACAGUAAAAUCAGCAUCUUUGGAGACUCAAAGAAUAGGAACUACCAUACUUUGUCCACUGUAUGAAUAUGACACACUUACUUUUGUUAUUUGGAUCCUAGAGGAAAUGGCAAUAUUUUACAACCUGCACAGUACAAUGAUGGUAACUUUUAAGUGAUAUGGACUGUGUCUCUCAUACUGAUAUGUCGUAAAAGGUUGACCAUACAAAUGGUACGGUUUGCUUUUGAGCUUUAAUUAGCCAUAUAAUGGCAACUGUUCUGUAAUAAUAAGCCAAGAUUACAUUGUAAUGUAUUUUGGUGAAGUCUUGAUGAGAUUGUGUGCCAUCUAGACUGGUGGAGGCAUCAAACAUAGUAAUAAAAUCUGCAAUUCUUGGA